Messenger RNA from Leptopilina boulardi, 3559 nucleotides. RefSeq lists its product as uncharacterized. The transcript has 2 exons. The record is from RefSeq and is a predicted model, not a curated record. Lineage: Eukaryota; Metazoa; Arthropoda; Insecta; Hymenoptera; Figitidae. Bases 175 to 3465 code for a protein of 1096 amino acids.
AGUAACUGCUUUUUCAUAAACAAUACGAGAUAUUAUUUCAAUUUCUAUACAUACUGUCAUCUUCAUUGAAUGAAACGACAGUGAAAUCAGUGACAACUAACACACUGUAAUACCUUCUUACUAUUCAUAGACUGGUAAAUAUAAAUUUUAAACUUAUAAAAUCAACUUUCAAGAAUGGGUACAUUUAAAAAUGCACUGGAAACUGUACAGCUUGUACCAAUUUUUAAUUACUUAAACAUACUUAGUGACUUUUUAUUCAUUGAAAAUUACCUGUCAGAAAUCGACCAAACUAAACAAAUCCCAAUUGUUAAUGCGCUCUAUAAAUACUUAGAAGACAAUCAGAAUAAUUCUGAGAAGAAAAAUAAAUUAAUAAGAAAUUUGUUAAAAGGCAGCGAUCUUUAUGGAGCAAAAGACGACGAAUAUUUUGAUAUCACUUUUGUUAACGUGAUGUUCGACUACAUUAUUAGUUCUUUAAUAUUUGACAAAUAUGGUAAUAUUUAUGGCUUCUUGGCAGAUGUUUUUUGUAGAGCGAAAAAUUUUCAAAUAACUAAAAUAUUGAAUAUGAUAAGAAUUAAUCUUGAGAAUACAUUUUUUCAAAACGAAUAUGACGACAGAUCGAGUCUUAGUAAUUUAUCAGUAAAUAGAAUAUACAACGAUAUAAUAUUGCCUCUGUUUCCUCGACCAAAAGCUAAUCUUAGUUUAUUGUCUCAUGAAUAUAUUUAUGCUCAAGCUGGUUUAAUGUUCCUUCGACCGGGAAGAAUAAAUACUGCCUAUUGUAAUGAUUUUGAAAGCAGUAUUGCAAAUCUAACUGAGGAAAAUUUAUUUGAAGAAUACUUAUUAAUUGGACGUGUAAUUGAAAAAUUAAUUCUAACUGACGAGAAGAAUUUUGAAAUGUUGAAAGCGUUUGCUCUUCCUGCUCUUUCGUAUUAUAUUUCAAAUUCAAAUUAUUUAUUUGUCUUCGAAAACAUGGAAAAUAUAAUUUCGAAAUCAAAUUUCUGGCAGACAGCUUAUCAAGAAUUAUUUCAAUAUAUGGCUAAAGCAAUUAAUGAUCCAGAAGUCAAUUUAAAGAAUAAUUACACAGUGAAAAUGCAUUUGGCACUUUCUAAUUUCCAAAGUAGUGCCUCAUUGUUGAAAACUUUUCUAGAGCAAAAUUGUACUUAUUUAGCAGUAACCAAAGAAAUUUUACGACUUCCAAUUCAUUUACAUUAUCCAGAAUCCUAUCAAUGUAAAAUUGACAAACCGCUACCUAAUUUAAAACAAUUCUUUAUGAGUCAAAUUUAUACAAUCAGUGAAUUAUAUGAAUCAUAUGAUUUUCAAUUAAUGCAAGAGGUCUUUCCCAAAUCUCUAACAGACAAAUUUGACCAAGAUCAAAUUAUUGUAAAACUACUAGAAUCUGAUGAUGAUUUAUCAAAGUCAGAACACUCACCGUGCGACAUUUUGGAAUUUUAUUUUACCAACAACAAAACAUUUAACUACUUUAUAUUAAAACGAGAAGAUUACAAUGUAAUUUUAAUAAAUAAUGCUGACAACCAACAUUUUUUUCAGCAAGAAAUUAAGAAAUGUUUUAAAAAAUUAUCUGAUACAUCGCAACUUACAAAAAUUUUAAAAACAACUAAUGAAAACAUGAACGAAUUUUUUAAAAAUUUUAUUAAGUACAAAAAAUUGCGAUUAGAAUCACAGUUGAUAUAUUUAGAUAAUUAUUAUCAAGAACACAAAAAACCAUUGAAAAAUAAUUGGUGGAAGGAAUUCGGUUUAUCUUUAGUGCCAUAUUACCCUUGUUUAUCAAAUAUGUCGGAGAACAAUUAUGGAAGUAUUUGUGCAUCAGAUAAAAUAAAAUAUUUAUACGCCUGUUCACAUUCAUUAGGCACAACAAUCAGAUCAAUAUUUUCAAAAAAUGCAAUUUAUGAAACACUAAAUAAAAUUCUAACGGGGAAAAAAUAUAAAUUCUCAAUAACAAAUGUAUUAAAUAUAAAUAAAAUAUUUGAGGAUAUUUCUUUACAUUUAAAAAAUCCUGGAUUUCAAUUAACCUAUGCAACCAAGGACGCAAUAAGAUUACUUGAAAAAAUAAUUAAUUCUUUAAAAGAAAAAACUGAUUUCAGUUUUACGUCAAUCACAAGUAGUCUUUCUAAGAUAUUAACAUUAAAAUCCAAUUUGUACAAAAGCAUUUAUACUAUUGGUAAAAAUAGUAGUCGACUGGUUUUUGUAAACACUUUGCAAAAUCAUAGUAAUACUGGUUAUGGUUAUAAGUUUAUUUUUUUAUCUGCCAAUAUUUCAGAAAUUGCACAAUUGAGAACUGGCUCUGAAUUUAAUGACGAGAGAUUUUUCUGCCAAGGGGAUUUGGAAAAAGAAAAGAAUACUUUUAUUGCUUUAAAUAACGUAAGUUUUCAACCUGAACCUAAUCAUUUUAUGUAUGAAAUUAAUAAUCAACUAUGGAGAAGACCGACUAAACUUUUAUUUUCUGGAAUAUCAAUUAAUGAUUAUGAUGAAAAAUGUAAUGAAGAGGAAAAAUAUAUUUAUGUUUGCCGAAGACGGCGACUUUUAAAUGAAAAAUCUAACUACGAAAAAGAAGCAGUAAACUUCAUUAAGGAAAAGUCCAAUCUUUCUGGAAAUAUAAUACACAAUAUACUUGCAAAAUACACAUUUCCAGAUAACGCAACUCUUAUGCGAUUUGUUAAUGAUUGGCUGAAAAACAAUUCCUUUAAAGAACCCAUUUGGAGUAGAGACUAUAUAAUAGACAAUCCUGAUUUCUUAAAUGAAUUAAGAUACAACUUACAUUUUGAAAACCACGAUAUAUCAGAAUUUGAAGCUGAAUUCAGAAUCAAUUCUUUUUACACUAAAACAGUAAGAAGUAAAAUUGAAGAAGGAUCAUCGAUGAAAAGAAUGGUUAAAGAUUACAAUGAACAGAGGGUAAGAUAUUCUUGCACAUUUCAUGAUUACUAUGCCAUAAGAAAUUAUGCAACAACAGGAUAUAGAAGAAUAACAGGUGAUACACAGGAAGCAAAGUUGAUGAAAAUUGCUUUAUAUAAAUUAGCAUUGAGACAAUCUGAUGAUCAUGAAGAGCAAUUUGAAUUAAAGUUAUUUAGAAUCGAAUCUAAACCUAUUUCAAUUAUCCAAAACAUAUCUUCUAAACAAUAUAUUACUCUGCAAAAAUUUAAACUAGCUUUUUCAAAUAUCGCAACUGCUACAAGAUUUGUUGGUUAUCCACCUCCUGGAUUUGGAAACAUUAUUUAUGAAAUGAUAUUUAAUGGAUUAUAUGAAAGGGUGAAAAUAGAACAAUAUUAUAAAACAAAAGAGAGGAAUAUCAUUCUUUUACCGGGAAGCAAUUUUCAGAUUGUAGACAAUAAAACAGUGAGUAUUGGAGGAUUGGGCAAAGUUUUAAAAUUAAAACUAGAAUUUUUACAUUAUUAUAAUACGAAACAUGAAUGGUAUAAAAAUAUUAUGAAUGAAAUAGCAAAUGUCAAAUGAUGUAAGUUUCUGAAUUUUUAAAAAUUCACGAAAUUAGUGAAACUGGAUUGAAAUUUGUAGACUUUUUUUCGAAUAAAUAAGCACGUAAUACUUA